This is a messenger RNA of Desarmillaria tabescens, 2412 nucleotides long. RefSeq lists its product as uncharacterized. Bases 1 to 2412 code for a protein of 803 amino acids. The record is from RefSeq and is a predicted model, not a curated record. NCBI's taxonomy places the organism in Eukaryota, Fungi, Basidiomycota, Agaricomycetes, Agaricales, Physalacriaceae. The transcript has 5 exons.
AUGUUCCUUUUUCUGAUGCAGUCGCCCUUCACCAAACCACGCAUGGUCCGAUUUGUGGACGUCGUGAGGAUCGAAGGUAAAGAAGCACCGUCACUCAAACUGUCCGUUUCAGGGCCGACGAUCAACAACCCCCAACAACGCGGUAAAACUGCAACAGCUUCCUCGUCGUCGCCGCCGUCGCCGUCGAUGGAGCCUGAAAUUUGGGACGACGAGUUCGAGCUCGACGAGCCAGUGCCCAGCACCAGUACAGCGCCACCCCGACGGACGUCACACGAACUCUCCUCCGACGAGGACGACUUUGGUUUAUGGGACAGCGAGGACCGUACCCUCACUGCUCGUUCGUCGCGAAAGCCGUCGACACCGCCGCCACCAGUGCCGCCACUUCCUUCGUCGCUGCUGCACUCACCCACCGCCUCGCUCUUCUCCGCUCCGUCAUACCAUGCCAACAACUCAUCUACUCACCUCCGGCCAACGUUCUCUCGGACGUCUGCCUCGACCCUAUCACAUCUACCACCCUCACCGCCUAUCGCUCGACGAAGAUUGAAGAAGAAGAGCCGGCCUCCGGAGACGAUGGGAAUGUUUGAGAUGCAAGAGUUCAGCGAGGAGGAAUUACCGGCGGCACGAGAGAAGGAUGAUGAUCCUCCGACUUCGCCAACCGUCCUGGCGAGAAUUGGGAGCGUCAAGUCAAAGUGGGGCCUCAGACGAAAACGAGCGAGCGCGACGCCCGCCGAGGUCGUCCGUGACGAACGACACGAUACUUCAUGGUUCGCUCAUUCUCCUUCAGUAAAUAAACGAAAAUCAAUGUCAGGAUUACCCGCAGACAUGGAGGCUGAGCUGAAUUCAACACCAACCCCAAAAGAAGGUAGCCGUAGUUGGAUGGGCAAUGUUCGACGCUUAAGUCUCGGGGGCAAGCAUAAACGGGGUAUAUCUAUUGGUACUCCUGGUACUUCAGGUCCUGACAUUCCCUCGGUGGAGCUACUACCGUCUCCAUCAAAGGUGGCUUCACUAGGACGGACCGCCGCUCCGAGCACCGCGCCUGUAACACGACGUAAUUCUCUGGGUGACCUUAAGAUUCCCCCUCGCGUAGCUCAAGCACAAGUCGGCCUACGCAGAGAUCUAGGCCUGGUCAGGGAGUUUGCACAGAGCGUUGACGAGCUCAAAGCCCUGCAAAACACCUACCAGGCUCUUGUUACUAAACUCGACCCUCUUCUCGCUCAGCCCCCUCCACCUCCUUCGUCUUCGCCCUCUAUUCCUGUUUUCCGUCCCCGAGGACGAUCAAAAUCCAACGCGAAACAUCUCGCAGCGGAAUACUAUGGACUGGAAAAGAAGAUGAACCUCCACCACCGCCGCCCACUUGCCCUGCCCAUAGCCUCGCCCUCUCCUGCCUGGCGCGCUUCUACUGGUCGACACGAUCUCAGCCAACGUCAACUGCACCUAUUGCACGAGAUGCUGGCUUCCCCUCAAUCCCAGCAAUCCCAGCAUCCAACUACAAUCAACCGCGAAUGGCGCUGGGGAGACAGCACUAUAACACUCCCGUCGCAGUCAGAAGACUCAUCGAGCCAAGCCCCCGAGGAUGAUGCUAGGAAGAAAAGACGGGGGAGUAGGCUUGGUCUGGGAGGGCUGAGAGACGCGCUGAAGGCUUUGAAAUGGCAUCAGCACAAUCACGAACAUCAUCAUCACGACCAUAAUCAUGAUCAGCGUCAGAGCGCAAAUCAAUCAAAGGCAUCACUGCACUCGAAUGGUAAUGAUGGUCAUUUGUACCCUCAUGCCAGACUUCCAACGUACGGUCGUCGACGCGCUAAGACGUCGACUGAGCCCUACGAGUCCUAUUCUUCUCUAUCGAAUGGACAUGGAAAACCUGCAUCGAGUCCACGAAGACCCUCGCUCGCAUCUAUCUUCCGGAUUGGAUCGAGCAAAACCUCGAGUUCCAAAUCGAGCAGUGUGACUGGCGGUGCAGAUGCGAGUAAAAGUAAUCUUAACUUGUCGUUAGUACCUACGACGAGUUCAGAUUAUGGAUGGGAUCAUUUUGACGAUCGGGAAGAGCACGUGGAUACGAUUCGUGUGAAGAAUCGGCUAUCGAAUGUUGAGGAGGAAGCAAGGUCGAAUCGGUUUUCGCAGCCUGGACCGUCGACUGUGGUUCCACCACUUCCGAAUGGGUCGGCAUCUCAUCCGCCUGAUGGACAUGUGAAUGGAUCUACCAGACCGCCGUCCCUUCCGCCAUUAGACAUCAAAGGCAAGGGGGUGCUAAAAUCUGGCUCCGUACGGUCGAUGCCACCGACUCCUGCGGUGGCGAUGACCCCGGAGAACAUUAGGCCCUUGCUGGAUAAUGCGAGGGAAGUGAAGAGGUGUCUGGAAGAGUGUAUUGAGGAGCUGAGGGUGCUAUUGAGGCAGGUCGAGGCGGCGGAGAAGUAG